CGACGCUCACAUGACCGUCACACGUCGCUGUGAUUGGAGGAAGUAGGGGUCCGUCAUUUCAGUCUUACUUCUGAUUGGCUACUAGUCCCCCCUAUAAAUCUAACGGAAGAAAAACAAGACUGACGCGACCAUCCUCCAGCUAGAGCUCUCGUUGGCUUACACGACGGAAACGGUCAAAACGCCCCCUAAACUCUACGCACUAUUGUCGACAUGCGUUGUUAUUAGCAUUCACACGAAUUGAAUCCAUUAGAAGUGAUUGAAGGACACAAUAAUGGAAGCUAAAUUAAAGAAAGAGUUGGGAACAGCUCUACUGAAGUCGACUGGUUACUCAGGAGGUGGAUGUAUCAGCGAGGGCCAGAGUUAUGAUACUGACACUGGGAGAGUGUUUGUGAAGAUAAAUCACAAGAGCGAGGCCAAAUUGAUGUUUGAUGGGGAGAUGGCAAGUUUGGAGGCCAUUUUAAAGACAGAAACUGUUAAAGUACCCAAGCCUGUGAAGGUGAUUGAGCUUGACACAGGAGGAUGUGUAUUUGUGAUGGAACAUCUGGACAUGAGAGGUCUUAGCAAGUACUCAAAGCAUCUAGGAGAGCAGCUGGCGGACUUGCAUGUUCACAAUAAGAAACAGUUGGAGAAAUUAGAAAAGGAGCAGCAGACAGUGGGAAAAGGAGCUGGACAAUCAGAGGUGGCCGCUGUUGAAAAAUAUGGCUUUAGUGUAAAGACAUGCUGUGGAUAUAUACCGCAGGAAAAUGGGUGGCAGGACGACUGGCUGACAUUUUACUCCCAACAGAGGCUGCAGCACCAGCUCAACCUGGUGGAGAAAUCUUAUGGAGACAGGCAAGCCAGAGAAUUAUGGGCCGAGCUACAGCUGAAGAUCCCUCAGUUUUUCACAGAUGUGGAGAUCGUUCCUGCUCUCCUCCAUGGAGACUUAUGGGGAGGCAAUGUGGCACAGUGGGCAGAAGGACCAGUCAUCUUCGACCCAGCCUCCUUCUAUGGCCACUCAGAGUAUGAGCUGGGUAUUGCAGGGAUGUUUGGUGGCUUUGACAGCUCUUUUUACUCUGCUUACCAUGAAAAGAUUCCUAAAGCGCCAGGUUUUGCAAAGAGAAAUAAGCUUUACCAACUCUUCCACUAUCUGAAUCACUGGAACCACUUUGGUGGUGGCUACAGGGGCUCAUCAAUAAGUAUCAUGAAGGACCUACUGAAAUAAUUGCACUCCCAUUCACAUUUAAGCUUCACAGUCUUAAUCUCAAACAAGUAUUAUGUAUAUAUUGACAGAUAAUAAUUUGAUCAAAAAUAGUAUUGGUCGGCUGGCCCAUCCUUGUAGAUAAUAUCACAUAAGGCAUACCACAAGGCUGAGUCCUUGUCGCAGCAGACCCAAGUUUUAAACCAACCCAAUGUCCCUUUGCUGCAUGUCUUCCACUCUACCUCCCCCUUCCAUUCUCUGCCACUAUCUAAGUAGUGUGGCUUAUUUUUGAAAAGACGAAACAGAACAUUCUAACACUGUGAGUUCUAUUAUGCACUACAUAAUUAUUUGUCAUAUUUUCUUGG
Molecule: messenger RNA, 1542 nt
Organism: Centropristis striata (black sea bass)
Lineage: Eukaryota; Metazoa; Chordata; Actinopteri; Perciformes; Serranidae
Gene: fn3krp
Product: fructosamine 3 kinase related protein
Exons: 6
Coding region: 272-1201 (309 amino acids)
Source: RefSeq, a predicted model, not a curated record